Molecule: messenger RNA, 2489 nt
Organism: Solea senegalensis (Senegalese sole)
Lineage: Eukaryota; Metazoa; Chordata; Actinopteri; Pleuronectiformes; Soleidae
Gene: c9orf72
Product: C9orf72-SMCR8 complex subunit
Exons: 10
Coding region: 215-1603 (462 amino acids)
Biological process (GO): autophagy; endocytosis
Cellular component (GO): endosome; autophagosome
Molecular function (GO): guanyl-nucleotide exchange factor activity
Source: RefSeq, a predicted model, not a curated record
GUUUCAGGAAGUGGAUUCAAGACAGCACCAAAAAAAUGCAGCUGGCUAAUCAUCAUAAAUAGAGCGAUACGUGAUGCUGGAGCAGCAACAUGAAAACAAUGCGACGCAUGACCGUGUUGUAAACAUAUGAAGUUCUUUAAGUCCUUUAAGAACACUCAGCAAAUUGAAUUUCAUUCAGACUUCUGGUAAGCGUUGAAAUUUUCAAACCACUCCAAUGUCUUCUGGCUGUCCACCCCAGUCACCUGCUGUGGCAAAGUCUGAAGUACCAGUCGAGGGUGAAUGUCCCUUGCUGGCUGCCACCUUUGCCUAUUGGGACAACAUCCUGGGUCCACGGGUGCGCUACAUCUGGGCACCAAAGGGAGACCAGCUGAUGUUCCUCAGUGAUGGAGAGGUCACCUUUUUGGCCAAUCAUACCCUCAAUGGGGAGAUUCUGCGUAGUGCAGAAUGUGGCGCCGUGGAUGUGAAGUUCUUUGUCCUGGCAGAAAAAGGAGUCAUCAUUGUGUCUCUCAUUUUUGACGGUGAGCUAAAGGGGGACAAGAAUACAUGUGCCUUGUCUAUUAUCCUGCCCCAGACAGAGCUGGCCUUCUACCUGCCUCUGCACACCAUCUGUGUCGAGAGGCUAAAACACGUCAUCCGCAAGGGGCGCAUUUGGAUGCAGAAGGGCUACAACAUCAUCUCAGUGUUAAGCCUGGAGAUAAUCCCAAUCAUGGAGCUGUUGGCCUCUAUGAAGUCACACAGUGUGCAAGAAGAUAUAGAUAUAAAAGACACCGUGCUGAAUGAUGAUGACAUCGGGGACAGCUGCCAUGAGGAUUUCCUCCACAAGGCCAUCAGCUCUCAUCUGCAGACUUGUGGCUGUUCAAUAGUCGUGGGAAGCAAUCCAGAGAAAGUAAAUAAGAUUGUGCGAACCCUCUGCCUCUUCCUCACUCCUGCAGAGAGGAAGUGCUCCCGCCUCUGUAAGGCUGACUCUUCUUUCAAAUACGACACAGGCCUAUUUGUCCAGGGUCUGCUAAAGGAUUCCACAGGCAGCUUUGUCCUGCCCUUCCGUCAGGUUCUCUACUCACCAUAUCCAACCACUCACAUUGACGUCGACAUCAACACCGUGAAGCAGAUGCCGCCGUGCCACGAGCACACGUUCAACCAGAGGCGCUACAUGCGCUCAGAGCUGAGUGCGCUCUGGAAGACCGACAGCGAGGAGGACAUACCUCCAGACACGGUCAUUUACACGGAUGAAACCUUCACACCUGACCUUAAUAUUUUUCAGGACGUCAUGCACAAAGACACCUUGGUGAAGUCAUUUAUAGAUGAGGUGUUUAUGCUGAAGCCGGGUCUGUCCCUGCGGAGCACCUAUCUGGCCCAGUUUCUGCUGCUGCUCCACAGGAAGGCCCUCACACUGCUCAAGUACAUCGAGGACGAAACGCAAAAGGGGAAGAAGCCGUUUCGAUCUUUGCGGAGCUUGAAGACGGACCUGGAUCUGACGGUGGAAGGAGACCUGAACAUUGUGAUGGCCUUUGCUGAGAAGCUGAGGGCAGGACUGCACUCGUUUGUGUUUGGGAAACCAUUCUACACCAGCAUGCAGGAGCGAGACAUCCUCAUGACCUUGUGACUCUUAAUGUUUACCUGCACUUUAUUUAUUGGAUGGUCAGUGAAAACACAUGUUUCUGUGCCAUUGUUUUCUCUGUGUGUGCGUGUGUGUGUGUGUGUGUGUGUGUUCUCUUGUUACAUGAAGGCAUGAAUAUUUAGUUCUGCUGUGCUGGAAUGAAAACCUUUUGUGUCUUGAUCAAUACAAGGCAUGAUUUUUAUUAACAAAAUGGUUGUUACUGCUGUUAUGAGCCAUUAGAAUUAAAGUUUUGAUAUAUUGCCUUGAUCAUGAUGUAAGUUUAUUGUUUUAGAAGUUAAUUAUUCUCUACUGCUGGAUGAAUUAUUCAUGUACACUGCCUCCCGCUAACAAAGGCUCUGUGUUCAUUUAUGGUGUUAAAAGUGUCCCAGGUACCCACCAGUACAUUUACAAUUUAAUUUAAUUUGUAUGUAGAAGAAAUAGAAGUUAUUAACUUCCAUUACUGCCUAGUAUUGCGUGGACCUUUGAAACUUCUGAACUUGUGGCUUGGCAUUUUUCAAACAUCUGAUGAGUGACAAUGUGUCCAGAAUGUGAACAAUUCAGAUGCAAUAAAAUGUUAAAAAUGUUUUUGUCUAAUACAGGACAAUUUCAUAAAAAUAAAUAAAUAAAAAAUACGCACAAAGGCACUGCAAAUGAAAUCUGACCUCAAAAGAUCCUCUUGUUACAGUUAUUAGAUUUGUACAACAUUCAUGCACAAAUGUGUUCUUGUUACUUCCACCGUUCUUUUUUGCAUUUCUGAUGCAGUCACUUUGUUUUAACAGUUUCAACAUACAAACGUAAACACUGUGUUCAGUCCAUUUGUGAUCAGUAAUCCACAAAUAAGUCUGUGUAGAAACUGUUUUAACUGCUGUAUUAAACAUUUUUGUUUAACAAA